Messenger RNA from Closterium sp. NIES-67, 6726 nucleotides. The record is from the annotation of a GenBank genome assembly. NCBI's taxonomy places the organism in Eukaryota, Viridiplantae, Streptophyta, Zygnematophyceae, Desmidiales, Closteriaceae.
ACACACGGUCGCAGGCGGGAAACCAAAGACAGCAGCUCGUACGUAUCAAGAAAACAAGCUCUGCCCUGUGUGUCACUCUCAGGCGUUCUCAUUCGCGCAUCCUACCGAUAAGGAAACGCUGGGCCUCAUGCAGCCAAAGUAAGCGCGCUCAUGGGGACUCCGCCUCCCCGCGGACGCUCCGCCAGGGGCUCCGCCGGUAGGAGAUCCGCGAUGAUGCCCGCCACUGGCGCGCGCAAAUACCCCCUGCGCUCUCCUUCCGCCCAUCUCCCGCGAAACCGUUCCUCCGCUCCCGCCGCUUCCACCGCCCCGCCCUUCACCUCGCUGUUAUUCACCUCGUUAUUGUCCUCGUUACUGUUCACCGCGCUACUCGCUCCAGCCGCCGCCCAGGUGGCAGAUACGACCUCCCCCGGCUGUACCGUGUCUGCGUCGGCGGUGUCCUGCCCGGCGGGAUUCACCGGCGGCGCAUUCGCGCUCAACGCGCAGGCAUACGUCGCGGGCGCAGGCCGCGGGAACGCGCUCGUCCUGGGCGCGGGCGGAAGCGCAAAUGCGGGAUCCGCGGGUUCCGCAUUCUCUUCCGCCGCGCUCGCGCUUCCGCUCAGCGGAGAUUCCGCCUCCGCCUCUGCCUCGCUGUCAUUUUCGGCUCGCUUCACUUUCGAGCUGGUGGGGGUGAACGAGGCUGACGUGGCAACGGGGCUGGCUUUCGUCAUCACCAGCGGGCCUACCACUGCCGUCGGCUCGCCCAGCCUGUUCGGCUAUGGCGGCGCUGACUUCAAAGCCAGCCUGGCGGUGGUGCUGAGCGGCCAGCCGCCCAUCUCUGCCGGCCUGCUGGCGGGCGGCAGGGCGGGCGGCACUGGCAGAUGGGCGGCUCUCAACCCGUCGUCGCCUGACGCACCCCAUCUCCUAGCCCCAGGCGUUCUGCAGCACGCGUGGGUGGACUUCGACGCCUCUCUUUCGACCCUCCGCCUCUUCCUCAGCGGCUCCUCCCCCACCAAGCCUGCAGCUCCGGUGCUCUCCGAGCCUGUCGACCUGGCUUGGGCGCUCGGGCUGGCAGCAGACGGCAGCUGCGGGGCGGAGGGCGGCGGCGGUUGUCUGUUUGUGGGUUUCACAGGAGGGUCGGCAGCAGUGGAUGCAGCGGAGGCGGCAGCAGCGGGGAUCGCAUCAGCUGUGGAUGAUGGAGGGGGGCUCAUGCAGAUCGUUCACUCCUUUGACUUCAAAUUCCUCGCCAAUUCUGCUGCUUCCUCUGCUGCUGCUGCUGCUGCUGCUGCUGCUGCUGAUGUUGGUGCCACUGCUGAUUCUACCAGCACCGAGUCACGCCUGGCCGGCUUGGCCGAGCCAGCAGGCUUGGGAUCACCGAACGUGUUCCUUGCUUCGGACGACAGUUCCGGUGCGACGGUAGCCUCGUACGGAGCCUUGGACCCCUCCGCUGCUGGCGGGGGCCUCUUCACCACUGCCUCUCUUGUCGGUGACAUUGGUACUGCGGUUGGCACUGCCACUACUCUUGGUACUGCUGCUGCCCCUGCCCCUGCUCCUGCCACAUCCGCCCUGUCCUCUGCCCCCUGCAACGUCACUGCUACUAGCAUCUCCUGUGUUGGCUUCUCCUCCUCCUCCUCCCCCGCCCUCUCCUCGCCCUUCUUCCAGCUCAAUGGCGACGCCCAGGUGGGCCCCGGACCAAACUUCCCCAUCUGGCUCGACACCACCACCAAUGCUGCCGGCUGCGCCCUCUCCAUCCCGAGCCUCAGCCUCAGCCUCGGCACCGGGCCUGGCGGCAGCACCGGCGCAGAAGCGGUGGCGUUUGAGGCGGCUUUUUCGUUUUCGUUUGCGGCGAGCGCGGAUUACAACAGCUGGGGCAACCGAGGGCUCGCGUUCGUGAUCACUGCGGGGGAGAAGACCGCGUGUGGGCGGAGCUCGGGCAGCGCCAUAGGCUACGGCUUUGCCCCCAACAACUCGUUUGCGCAAAGCAUUGCGGUGGAGAUGCGAUCUCGGCCGUCCGCGUGUGUGGCAGUGGUGGUGGGGGGGGAGGUGGCAGGCGACAACUGUGCUGAUUCUGAUGCCAUGGCGCUGCUACCACCCGCUCAGGCCUUCACUCUGAACGAGCCCCAGUACGUGUGGGUGAGCUACGACGGCAGCACGCGCGCCCUGCAGGUGUUUGUGUCGCCAGGGUCGCCCUCCAAGCCACAGUCCGCCGCCCUCGUUGUGCCCCUGGACGUGCCCGCCCUCCUGGGAGGCACCUCGGGCAUCUCGGUGGGAUUCACGGGGGGGUCGUGGUGGACGUGGGUGGACGACCUGGAGGACCACGUCAUCCACUCGCUGUCCUUUGAAGCGGUGCCCCCCGGCUCCCAGCAGUCCCUGCCGCCCUCCUCUCCCCCCAGCACGUGCCACCUCGCCCCCUCCCACACUCGCCUCACCUGCACUGGCUUUGCCGGCCGCUCGCCCUUCCGCCUCAACGGCUACGCUCAUGUGGGGCCCGCGCCCAACUUCCCCCUCGUCCUCGACACGGGCGGCACCGCUGGCAGCGCGCUCACACUCGCUGACCUGGUGCUCUCACUGGAUUCGACCACGUCAGCAGCUGCUGUGGUGGCGUUUGAGGCGGCGUUUUCAUUCUCGGUGUUGACGGAGACGUCGUAUGGCUACAGGGGCAGCAGGGGCCUGGCGUUUGUCGUCAGCAACGGGGAGAAGACGGCAUGCGGGUCUAGCGACAUGGGGGCCAUAGGGUAUGGGGGAGCGGCCCCAGGGGCGUUCAAUGGGAGCGUGGCGGUGGAGCUGCGGUCGGGACCCACCUCGUGUGUGGCUCUGGUGGUCAACGGCAAGGCGUCAGGCGACAACUGCGCUGCUGCCGACCAGAUGACCGGGCUUACAGGGGAUAAGGCGUUCACCCUGAACGAGAGGCAGCAUGCGUGGGUGGCAUACGACAGCUCGUCCCAGUCCCUGGAGGUCUACCUGGGUGGCAGCGACGGGGUGAAGCCCGAGGAGCCGGUCUUGAGGACGGCUCUCGAUCUUGUGGCUGUGAUUGGCGCCACGUCAGCGUCUGUGGGCUUCACAGCUGGCACGUGGUGGUGGGGAUGUGGCGACACGGACGACCACCACCUUAUCCACUCGUUCACCUUCAACACCGUCUCUCCGGGCUUCCUGCCAUCGGUGCAGCCCACCCAGGCUCCCACAUGCAGAGCAACCGAGUCCUCCCUUCACUGUGCCGGCUUUGCCGGGUCGGCCCCCUUCGACCUCAACGGCUAUGCGCAGCUGGGCCCGGCGCCGCUCUUCCCUCUCUGGCUCGACUCCUACGACACCGUUGGCUCCGCCCUCUCCCUCUCGCCCCUCUCCCUCCUCACCCCCUCUGGUCUCUCCACCGCCUUUGAGGCCGCCUUCUCCUUCACCUUCCUGGCCGACGCUUGCGUUCCUCUGCCUGUGACGGGUCGAGGCUUUACCUUUGUGCUCACCAGUGGGCCAGCAACCGCCUUGGGACCACAGAAUGCAAGCUCCCUGGGCUAUGGCUCGGCGGGGGGAGCUUUCCUCAACAGUGUGGCAGUGGAGUUUCGCCUGUGCCCCGUACCCUGUAUUGCCGUCUCCUCCAAGGGGGUAGUGGCGGGAGAUGGUUGUGCUGGAGCGGAGUUCUUCUCUGCGUUGCCUCCUGAACAGGGCUUUCCUCUAAACACCAAGCAGCAUGCAUGGGUGAGCUACGAGGGUGCGUCUCAGACGCUCAAGGUGUUUCUGGGUGGAGCUUCCAAGGUCAAGCCAGCUGUACCGGUGCUCACUGCCCACGUGGACAUCCCGACCAUCCUCGGCGCCACGUCAGCUUCGGUGGGGUUCACAGCUGGCACGUGGUGGUGGCAGGACAUGGCGAAUGAGCGCCACAUCGUGCAUGAGCUCAACUUCGUGGGAGGAACCUUCUUGGAAAUGUCCAACAUCACUGCUGAGCUGACCAGCACCUUCGCCUACUCCAAUGAAACCGUCCUCUCGACAUUCACCACCGCCACCACCGCCACCACCGCACCAACCACUACCACCGCCACCACCAAGGGCGACAUUACUACAGCUACUACGAUGGAUGUCGGUUUUACCUCAACUGGGACUUCUGGCAUUGGGACUUCAUCUGGAGCAGUGGAGCUCGCAGCGCUCUCCCCAGACGCCACACGGGGCACCGUGGAGUUCCGCUUUGUCGCCAACACGGUGUCGGGGCCCCACACGUUCACCGGCCAACGCCGCAUCGUCGCCUCUCGGCCCGUGGUGCGUGCACACGUGUACAUCUCGAAUAUGGAAGAAUCGGCCAUGGCUGGCGUGGCAGUGACGACGCGCAUCACAUACCCCAACGGCACCGACGCCUCGCACUGCUUUGUGUUCAGCGACCCCGUGCUGGACGGCAUUGCAGAUGUGAACGGCGCAGGAACCCUGGCCUCGAAAUCCUCUGCCUCUGUCGACUGGCUGCUCCUCGCACUUGACUGUGCUGCCCCUGCUGCCCCCACCAACUUCAAGUUUGGCAGUGACCUGCAGUACACACUCCCCGACACGUCAGCGUCGUCAGCUGCUGCUGGGGAUGCCACGUCAGCACCGCCACCGGUGGUGAAGCAAGUGAAUCUAACGAGUGUGCGUGUAACAGUGGCUCCGCCGCCCAAGCUGCAAGUGCACUACUUUGUGCCCAAGCACGUGCAAGGGGACGACCUGGAUACCCCACAGGUGGAGGCUCCAGUGCCCGUUGUCCUAGGAGCACUGUUUUACAACUCUGGCCACGGGACAGCAGCUGCUGUCGCCACACAGUCACUGCCGGCGCCCGCAACCACAGCAACAACUACCGUUCCGGGAACCACAACUUCUGGCGCGGGAGCGGGAGCUCCCGCCGCUGACGUGGGAGCGACCACUGCUGGAGCUCCUACCGCUGACACGGGUGCAACCACUGCUGUUGCUGCCGCUCCCACGGCUAGUGCGAGCGGCGCGCUAACGAGCUUCAGCAUCACCAAGACCGUCUUGGGGGACCAGGCACAGCCACCAUCCUUCUCCGUCCAGAUCGGCAGCAUCCCCCCUUCAGGCACAGCCAUGGUGCGAUGGACCAUAGAGGCCAGCCUCACUGGCACAUUCGAUACUGUCACCACCAACUCCUCCUCCUCCUCCCUCGUUGCUGGCCUCUCCCCCAUUCUCGAGUCUGUGGACAUUCACAACCUUGUGCACGUGGUCUAUCUUCUCGACCCCCCCUCAGCACCAGGCGCAGGUGACGACGGCUUGCCGGAUUUCCUGGUGGACGACGACGGGGACGCGCAGGGCCUGCCGGACGCCAUCUACAGCAGCGCUGCUAACCGCGUGCUGCCGGUAACUGCUGUGCCUCACAGCGCUCUCACUCUUGGCCGCCCGCUCUUCACUGGUGAAACGCGGGCCAAGCUCACUGUCACAGUGGACUGGUCAUCACUCACUGCAGCAGCAGGGGGUUGGUCUUACCUGGCAUUUGCCUCGCUGCUGCCUUCCCACUGCUGGAAUCUCACCGCUGCUCUCCGAUCCAACGGCUCUCAGCUGCCCGUUCCUUUCAACGCCUGGACCUCCUUUUCCUCCUCCCACUCUCCUUCCUCCCCCGCAACUGGCACUGCCCCUGCUCCUGCUCCUGCCUCUUCUCUUGCUUCUUCCCCCUCUGCCUCCCCCUCAGCUGACAGCACUCACAUUCUCGACCUCUCCUCUUCCCCCUCCUUCACCCUCUUUUACUCCUAUUUCGACCAGACCCUCUCCUUCCCCCACCUCCCCCCCUGCUAUCAGGCUGUCAUGCCUCCCCCUCCCUCCCCCCCCAACCCCCCUCCUUCCCCUCCCCCUCGCCCACCCCCCCGCCCCCCUCCAAACCCCCCAAGGCCUCCCCCAAACCCCUCUCCUCCCCCCCGCCCCCCUCCAAAUCCCCCCAAGCCACCCCCACCACCUUCCCCCCCUCCUCGCCCCCCCCCAUCUCCCCCCAGACCCCCCCCACCACCUACUCCCCCUCCCCGCCCCCCUCCAAGCCCCCCCAAGCCCCCGUCGCCUCCCCCUCGCCCUCCUCCCAAUCCUCCGAAGCCCCCUCCUCCCCCCUCACCCCCCCCUCGCCCCCCCCCCAGCCCGCCAAAGCCCCCCCCGCCCCCCUCGCCUCCCCCGCGACCUCCCCCCAAUCCCCCCCCAAAGCCCCCCUCGCCACCUCCCCCCAACCCCCCUCCUCGCCCCCCACCCAACCCUCCCCCGAACCCCCCUCCCCCAAGGCCCCCGUCUCCUCCCCCUCGCCCUCCACCUCGCCCCCCCCCAAGUCCCCCACGUCCGCCGCCUCCCCCCAGGCCUCCUUCUCCCCCUCCCCGCCCUCCCCCCCGCCCUCCCCCAAGCCCGCCCAAGGUCGUCUAAGUGCCACUUUUAGUGGGCCAACAAGGGUGCAUCGGGAUGCUGAGCCGGCCAGGGAAAUGGCUCGUACUGUCAAUCGUUUCUUUAAACACUUUCCUACUCGCCAAAUGUUGGCUAAGAAUUGUGAAUGUUUUCGCAUGCCUCGAGGUGUUUUGAGGCAUCUAGGGUCGUGGGUGGGUCAUAUGGAUGAUGAUGGCACGCACUCUUUUCUGCGACAUCUCAAUCUACUACCGUACUUAUGCAACUCGUGCAAGCACUGGUCUUUUGCUCGAGCAUCUCCCUUAUCAUCUCGACUUGUGCAUUGGUUCCCAUAGCUUCACUUGUGAACCCCCUUUGCUCUGGCUUCACUUGGGUUGUUAACUCCUAUGCACUAUGGCUGAUACUGGCAAAAAGUGUACG